ACGGAAACUUCCAACAACAUCCCAUCAUAACCUUGAAGCUAUCAACGUUUUGAAGACGGGAUACAAUAUUCCAAGCGGUGAUUGGGACGGGACUGCUUCACUGCUUGGAAACCUCAAAAAGGCGGCAGAGGCGCGUCAUGCGCGGCACCCUCCCCAUCACCUUUGGGGCUGCGUGCUAUCACUGAUUUUAAUCACCUCUAAUCGCCUCUCAUAGCUCGCAGGGCAGGACGCAUCCUAUCACCUUACAUAUGCUCGCGAGCCGUCUACGAUUGCCGCCGUCCCUGGCCCGGCAAUGGCACGCUCAAAGACACACAGUCGCGGCUUUUUCGCCCGGACGUGUGAGCAAGAGUGCAGAACCGCUAUCCUCGCGUUCGCUCUAUGAAAGGGUGUUUCCUAGCAAACCGGCCUCGGUCUCCGCGCAAGCAAGAAGACCCCGGGCAUCUCAACCGCUCUCAAAACUAGGCGACCAGCGGCAGUAUCUGCCAGCGAGUGGUGGCCGGGAUAGUGAGGACAGUGGGCAUGACGAGGACAUUGACCUCUCCAAGGCCCGCGAUGAGCUAAGUGGCUGGCUCAACCCGUCCGGCCUCGCUGCCGCCGACAAGCAACACCGCACCGAUGAUCGGGACGGGAAUGAGAACGGCGAUCACCAGGGAGGCGACAGCCAGAUCGUGCUCGUCCUGCAGAACCUGUCCCGCUCGCUCGUCGAGUCCGACUUCCACCGCUUCGCUCGCAGGGGCCAGCACAUCGCCGGCUGGACAGGGGGCAUCACCAAGGUCGUGCGGUCCAUCUGCCCUGUCACGGGGGAGCCGCGCGGCCAGUACUAUGUGGUUUUCGACAGCCAGCGCGCCGCAGCCGCCUACGUCGACGCCGUCCAAACCCGGCUGCGUCAGGCGCAGGAGGUCGGUGUCCCCUCCUCUUCCUCGACCACCAGCUCCUCACAACCCAUCCCGGCGGCCUCGCACCCAACCACCACCACCACCACCCACUUCACCCUCCUCCCGCCGGACCUGCCAUUCCAAGCCGCCCGACUAUCUCUCAACGACCUUGCCGACGUGGCCGACGCCGGUAGCCGACAACAACAGCAGGGCGGGACGGCAGCAGCACUGGCGCAAGACAGCGUGCUCCCCCGUAUGCUGCAGGACGAGCUGCUUGGGCGGAGCGAAGCCGACCUGGGCCGGCGCGUGCUGGUGCGGCUGGCGGGCAGCAAGGUGACGUGGGAGACGAUGAAGGAGUUCAUCCGCGCGGACGGGGCCGAGCGCAACCUGCCCUGGCGGCUGGCGGCGUCGCGGCCGGUGCGGACGAUCCGGGCCGGCAGCGGGCCGAUUCGCUGGUGGGGCGAGGAGGAGGACGGCCUUCGCGAGUUGGUUGCCGAGGGGACCAACAAAAAGAAGGAGGAGGAGAUUGGGUACACGCGGUUUGUCGUCGUGUUUGCCGACGCGGCCGAGGCGCGCCGGUUCGCGCGGACGUGGCAUCGCCGGGAGGUGGUGGAUGAGCGCACCGAUCGGGUCAUGGUUGUGAAUGCCCGUGCGCUGUGGUAGAGCUGAGGCGUCGCGGCGAUGGGAAUUGUAGGGAUACCUACUGUAGAACUUUAGUAUGUGUAGGAUUGUACUGAUAAGGGGUGGCAGAUGGGAUAUAAAAGCGGAUCUGCCAGGUGUAUGACACACUGGCAAGGUUAGAUCACACCAAGCAUAGACGGAUUCAAAGAUCAAUCUCCAUUUAAGAGAAGAUAGCA
Chaetomium strumarium is the source of this 1732-nucleotide messenger RNA. RefSeq lists its product as uncharacterized. The coding region runs from base 249 to 1538 and encodes 429 amino acids. Lineage: Eukaryota; Fungi; Ascomycota; Sordariomycetes; Sordariales; Chaetomiaceae. The transcript has a single exon. The record is from RefSeq and is a predicted model, not a curated record.